AUGUCAUUGAUGGUAGAUACUUAUAACCCAAAGCAAUCCACUAAGCAAGGUGCAAAGCCUGUUUAUGGAAAGAAUACACCACAGUUCACAAGGACAGUCGCAGAGGUUGUCAAUACUUUGAUCAAUGCAUAUAAGGAGGGCAAGAAGGUCAACCUUUUAAAGAUAAAGGCUGAUCUCUCAGCAAAGAACUCUCUGUCUGAUCAACCAAAGACAGUUGACAUCAUCUCUGCAAUUCCCGAAGAUUACAAAGCAGCUCUAUUGCCUGCUCUCAAGGCCAAGCCUGUUAGAACAGCCUCAGGUAUUGCAGUUGUAGCUGUUAUGUGUAAGCCACAUAGAUGUCCUCACUUGGCAAUGACAGGUAACAUCUGUAUCUAUUGCCCAGGUGGCCCAGACUCAGACUUUGAAUACUCGACACAGUCAUACACAGGUUACGAGCCAACAUCUAUGCGUGCUAUUCGCGCUCGUUACAACCCAUACUUGCAGACCAAGAGCAGAAUCGAUCAGCUGAAGCGACUCGGACACAGCGUGGAGAAGGUGGAGUUCAUCAUCAUGGGUGGCACAUUCAUGUCAUUGCCCGCAGAGUAUCGCGACUACUUCAUCAGGAAUCUGCACGACGCACUCUCAGGACACUCUUCAAACAAUGUGGCCGAGGCUGUAAAGUACUCGGAGCAAUCAAACACCAAGUGCAUUGGAAUCACAAUCGAAACAAGACCAGAUCAUUGUUUGAAGCUGCAUCUGGGCAACAUGUUGACGUACGGCUGCACUCGUCUUGAGAUUGGAGUGCAAAGUGUAUUCGAGGACAUUGCCAGAGACACAAACAGAGGCCACACGGUGCGUGCCGUGCUCGAGUCAUUCCAGCUGGCCAAGGACAGUGGAUUCAAGGUGGUGGCACACAUGAUGCCCGAUUUGCCCAACAUGGGUAUGGAGCGUGACGUCUACGGUUUCAUGGAGUUCUUUGAGAACCCUGCGUUCCGCGCCGACGGUCUCAAGAUCUACCCAACCCUGGUUAUCCGUGGCACUGGUCUCUACGAGCUCUGGAAGACGGGCACCUACAAGAACUACUCACCCGACAGUCUUGUCGACCUCAUUGCCAAGAUCCUGGCGCUCGUGCCGCCCUGGACCAGAAUAUACCGUAUCCAACGUGAUAUCCCCAUGCCCCUGGUCACGUCUGGUGUUGAGUAUGGCAAUCUGCGUGAGUUGUGUCUUGCCAGAAUGAAGGACUUUGGAACUAAGUGCCGCGAUGUCAGGACACGUGAGGUUGGUAUCCAGGAGGUGCAUCACAAGAUCAAGCCAGACCAAGUCGAGCUCAUCAGACGUGACUACACUGCCAACGGUGGUUGGGAGACCUUCCUGUCGUAUGAGGACCCCAAGCAGGACAUCCUCAUCGGUUUGCUUCGUCUGCGCAAGUGCAGCGAAACCUCUUUCCGUCCAGAGCUGAAGGAGAACUGCUCCAUUGUCAGAGAGCUUCACGUCUAUGGCAGUGUGGUGCCCAUCCACAACAGAGACCCAACCAAGUUCCAGCAUCAGGGCUAUGGUACACUGCUCAUGGAGGAGGCCGAGAGGAUUGCCAGGGAGGAGCACGGAUCGAUCAAGUUGGCCGUCAUCGCAGGUGUUGGUACGAGACACUAUUACAGGAAGCUUGGAUAUGAACUUGAUGGUCCAUACAUGUCCAAGAUGCUUUAUUAA
Messenger RNA from Acytostelium subglobosum LB1, 1686 nucleotides. RefSeq lists its product as hypothetical. The transcript is spliced from 3 exons. The record is from RefSeq and is a predicted model, not a curated record. Gene Ontology annotation, biological process: tRNA wobble base 5-methoxycarbonylmethyl-2-thiouridinylation. Lineage: Eukaryota; Evosea; Eumycetozoa; Acytosteliales; Acytosteliaceae. Gene Ontology annotation, molecular function: iron-sulfur cluster binding; acyltransferase activity, transferring groups other than amino-acyl groups. Gene Ontology annotation, cellular component: cytoplasm; nucleus; elongator holoenzyme complex. Bases 1 to 1686 code for a protein of 561 amino acids.